AUGCUGAGCGGCACGGACGAGACCGUGCAGAAUAUGGAGCUGUUCCAGGCGAGAAUUGACCAAGACGAGCGCAUGCGUGUACCAGUGAACAGAAUAUUGGCGCGGACUUUGCGGACAAGCUUCACCGUAACGCGCUCGACUCGCGUACAACAGCCGCCUGUCCAGAUACCAGCGUACCAGCCUCCUCCUCUGCCACAUCGACAGGAAUCACCAGCUGCGCCGAUGCAAUCACCUCCUCCAAACCAGUUUCGGACGCCUGACGCGAGGCAGUGCAAGCUCGAGAUUCGGAAGUUCGAUGGGACUAAAGUGUACUUCGAACUCGGGUCCGAUUUCUUAGACUUGGGCAAGACUUUCUGGAGACAAGUAGACAUGGCUCAAGAGUCGCGUGUAUUCAUGUGA
Molecule: messenger RNA, 399 nt
Organism: Peronospora matthiolae
Lineage: Eukaryota; Oomycota; Peronosporomycetes; Peronosporales; Peronosporaceae
Source: the annotation of a GenBank genome assembly